AUAUAGACAUUGCAUUUAUUUCAAACAAACAAAUCAAUCGGUGAAUGGCCUACAACUACAUCCAGUGACAGUUAAAUAAUAUACAAAAUCAGUGGUCAGUAGUACAGGUAGUUAUAGUAGUAGUGGUAUAUCAAUGGCAUUGAGACGAAUGCAACACGAAUUACAUGAAUUACAAACAAAUCCGACGCCCGGCUGUUCAGCCGAACCCGUAGACGAUAACCUGUUCAGAUGGACGGCCACUAUUGACGGUCCCAGCGAUACGCCCUACGAAAACGGUGUAUUCAAUUUGACGGUAGAUUUUCCCGAUAACUAUCCGUUUAAGCCGCCAGUCAUCCGAUUCGCUACCCGUAUCUAUCAUCCGAACAUUACAUUCUACGGCGGAUGUAUCUGUUUGGACACAUUAGGGUCUCAGUGGUCGUGUGCACUGACCGUACCCAAAGUCCUGCUAACCAUACAGUUGUUACUAUCGGAGCCCAACGCUGACGAUCCGUUCAAUUCGCGGGCCGCCGACCAAUACAAACGUAAUCGCAAACGAUUCAAUGAGACCGCUCGCCGAUGGACUCAACGAUACGCCAAACCUAAGUCCAAACUACUGGUGCAGCAAACGUCGGAUGCUAUGAUGACAUCGCCGUCAACAUCAUCGGCGACGGCGAUGGAUAUGACAUCGACAACAACAACAGCAUUGGUUGAACUGCCAGUAGAAGACAGUGGACACGAAUCGGGCGAUGAAGAUGGAGAAGAAGAGGACACCGAUGAGUACUGGAUUGAUGAGGAAGAACAAGAAGAAGAAGAUGAUGGUUAUGACGAGUCUACUGAAGAGUAUUGGACUGAAGAUUGAUUGAUUUCAGAUAAAAAAAACUGUCUGAAGAAGUAGAUGAUGAAGAAGAAGAUGUGUCAAUUGAUACCUCACUAUAUUGUCAAUCAAUAGGUCUCAAUCAAUACAGACAGUCAUUAUUAUUAUUAUUAUUAUCAUAUAUU
Oppia nitens is the source of this 978-nucleotide messenger RNA. RefSeq names its product ubiquitin-conjugating enzyme E2 D4-like. The record is from RefSeq and is a predicted model, not a curated record. The transcript has 2 exons. The coding region runs from base 134 to 838 and encodes 234 amino acids. NCBI's taxonomy places the organism in Eukaryota, Metazoa, Arthropoda, Arachnida, Sarcoptiformes, Oppiidae.